Molecule: messenger RNA, 372 nt
Organism: Punctularia strigosozonata HHB-11173 SS5
Lineage: Eukaryota; Fungi; Basidiomycota; Agaricomycetes; Corticiales; Punctulariaceae
Product: Frataxin
Exons: 3
Biological process (GO): iron incorporation into metallo-sulfur cluster; intracellular iron ion homeostasis
Cellular component (GO): mitochondrion
Molecular function (GO): ferroxidase activity; iron chaperone activity; ferric iron binding
Source: RefSeq, a predicted model, not a curated record
GCGCAUCUACCUCUGCAACAGUACCAUAACCUAGCUGAUGCCACAAUGGACAAGAUGCUCGACUCCCUCGAGGGACUGCUAGACAAUCUGGGUCGGGCUGAUUACGAGGUUGAGUACUCGAGCGGCGUGCUGACACUCAUCCUCGGUGACAAAGGGACGUAUGUCAUCAACAAACAACCUCCGAACAAGCAAAUUUGGCUCUCCUCGCCAUUGAGUGGUCCGAAACGAUACGAUUACUCCGAAGAAGCGGACGACUGGAUAUAUGCCCGAGAUGGCAAAUCCAUGGGCGCGUUGCUUGACGAGGAGCUCUCUGCCGCUGUGGGGCAAGAGGUCAAGCUUGGGCUCAGCCAAGUUUCUGCUCUGGCAGAAUGA